GCACUAUCAUGGGACAACAGGAAUUUCAAGCCAUUGUGCUGGCUGCAGGAAAAGGUACCCGUCUGCCGGAAAUAUUGGAAGGUCGCCCUAAAUGUCUUCUCCCGAUCGGUCCGUAUCCGAUGAUUUGGUACCCUUUGCAGCUGCUCCAAAGACACGGCUUUACCGAGGUCAUAGUUAUCGUGCAAGAGUCGGAAAAGUCGGAAAUACAGCAACGUUUGGAACGGUUGCAGUUGAAGCUCAAGCUCGAUUACUAUUCCAUACCAACCGAUUCAGAAUGUGGAACCGCUGAUUCGCUGAGGCUGGUUUCGGAUAAGAUAAAAUGCGACGUCGUAGUGCUGUCGUGCGAUUCCAUCAUAGAAGUUAAUCUGUAUCAACUGCUUUCCAAGUUUCGGGAGCAAGAUGCGUCCAUACAGAUGCUGCUGAUGGAAGGCGGCAAAGAUCAGGACGUAGUAGUGCCAGGCCCGAAAUCGAAAUACAAAGCCGAAAAGGAUAUUAUUGGUUAUGACAAAACUACCAGCAAGGUUCUGUUUAUGGCUUCGGCAAGCGAUUUCGAAGAAACGGUCAAACUAUCGGGCCAUCUGUUGCGUGAAAAUCCGGAGAUGAACAUCUCGUCCUACCUGCUCGAUUCGCACGUAUAUAUCAUGAAGAAGUGGGUUGUGGAGUAUCUAGCGGUGACGGAGACGCUGUCUGCAGUGAAGGGUGAAUUGUUGCCCCAUAUCAUUAAGAAGCAAAUGCUCCAGCCACCCGCUGUACCGGACAACGAUGGAACGUCUGAAUAUACUGCGAAACCGAAAAUGGAUGAUAUUUUUCUGGUAAGCUUCCUAGCUCUGUUAACCCUAUUGUCAAUGAUCGCCUACCUGGGAAUAACUAUUUUUUUUUUCUUUUAGUUUGCUAUGUACACGGAAAUGGAUAAAAAGAUCGAUAAAGCUUCUAUCUUCAACAAGGAAAAGAAGGCUACUUCCCAUCCCAUUCGCUGUUAUGCGCUCUUUGCCGAUCCGAAUGCUUUCGGGUUAAGAGUAAAUAAUGUCCGAUCGUUUUUGCAAUGCAAUUUGAGCAUAUUUGAAAUCUUCCCGGCUUUAACGGGCUUUACAGAACGAGAGUUGGUGUCACAAAACAGCUCGAUUAAGUCUACGCAGAUAACAAAGUGCGCUGUCGGCGACAUGACAACGAUUAGUGAAAAAACCUCGCUUAAUCAGAAUGUAAUUGCGAACGGUUGCACCGUACAUCCGAAGACGCGUGUUAAUAACAGCGUACUUAUGGAUGGAGUUACAAUAGAAGAGAGUGUCGUUAUAGACAACUGCAUAGUCGGCGAAAAGGCGAUCAUUAAGAGUGGAUCCAAUUUGAAGAACUGCCUCAUUGGGCCUCAUUUUGUUGUAGCAAUCGACAGUAAGAAGGAGAGCGUCUAUCUUUCGAAUGCGGACGGUUUUAUGACGAUCGAUUAA
Molecule: messenger RNA, 1442 nt
Organism: Anopheles maculipalpis
Lineage: Eukaryota; Metazoa; Arthropoda; Insecta; Diptera; Culicidae
Gene: eIF2Bgamma
Product: translation initiation factor eIF-2B subunit gamma
Exons: 6
Biological process (GO): cytoplasmic translational initiation; biosynthetic process
Cellular component (GO): guanyl-nucleotide exchange factor complex; eukaryotic translation initiation factor 2B complex
Molecular function (GO): guanyl-nucleotide exchange factor activity; translation initiation factor activity
Source: RefSeq, a predicted model, not a curated record